UACAUCAAAUUUUCACUGAAACUUCUCAAAUUUCAAUCGAAGCUCAGAUAUCUGGUCUGUCAAUCGUCGAUUACGGUAGCUGCUUUUGCAGGAUAGAGAUUGGAAGGCUGCUGCUGAAACUGCUAAUUGGAGUUGCAUGACGACUGCUUCGGAGCUAUUCUACCAACGGAGGACGCGAAUUGGGCGUAAUUCGGAUUCGUAUGGCGUCGGGUCGGAUUUGAGCUCUCCACCGCCGCCUCCGUCGAUCAAUCGCCGCCACCGCCACAACAGCAGUGCCGGAGGCAAUCAGAGUCGCCGAGAUCCCGACGGCUGCAAUCCGUUGCGGCGCUCUCUUCAUCACCCGCGCCAGACCUCGCUCAAUCGCUCUUCUCAGGAAUGUGAAACGGUUCGACGCGAAGAGGGCAGCCACCAGUUUUCUCCCAGGAAUGUUAUCCAUCCAGAGCCUCAAGUUAAUGCACAAGAUUGGCUGAUGUUAAGUGGGAAUGACAGGCUUCCUGGAGCCGUUCUGCUUGCUAGAGAAAGACUUUUGCAAAGACUGAGAGGUGUUAUGCUCUCUGAUAGCAGGCAAAGUCACAGGAACUCAGCUGGUAGCCAACGUAGGGGCUUUGCAAUGGGCGAUGACUUCAGGCUCGUGGAUGCUGGGGAUUGGGAAACAGAAAUAUCUAGGGAGUGGCUUGCAGCAGCAUCUCCCUUAACCAAUUCAGUUGGCCAACGUCUGAACAUGAGGCCUCCAGGACUUACUCAAGAGGCACUGAGCUGUUUGCCAGUUGAGGUAUUCUGUGUCGCACAGGAAAGUGAUGAACAGCACGUGCCCAGGGCUUCAAGAGAGUGUAGCAUAUGCCUAGAGAGUUUCUUAGCUGGAGAUCAGCUGAUAUGUCUACCGUGUGGGCACAGGUAUCAUUUUUCUUGCUUGGAUCCUUGGGUUCGGACUUGUGCAGACUGCCCAUAUUGCCGUAGGAGUAUUGAUGUAACAACCUCUGACAGAGUUAAAAAGGAUCCAGAAUUUUGAUCUGUUAGAAGGUAUAUCAUCCACAUUAUGAAAUGAAUGUAAUGCUUGCACAUUGGCAUCAUUUAGUACCACGCUUAUAGCUUAUUGUAUUGUUAAAAGAUCAACUUCCAGAAAUUUUGGGGCAGCCCUAUGAGUUCAAGAGAAAAAUAUUUGUUCAACUCAGAACUUUAUGUUGAAAUAUUCUGGAAGCAGCAGGUUGUUUGGGA
Molecule: messenger RNA, 1215 nt
Organism: Salvia hispanica
Lineage: Eukaryota; Viridiplantae; Streptophyta; Magnoliopsida; Lamiales; Lamiaceae
Product: putative E3 ubiquitin-protein ligase RHY1A
Biological process (GO): ubiquitin-dependent protein catabolic process
Cellular component (GO): nucleus
Molecular function (GO): protein binding; ubiquitin protein ligase activity
Source: RefSeq, a predicted model, not a curated record